This is a messenger RNA of Theobroma cacao (cacao), 1023 nucleotides long. RefSeq names its product protein NDR1-like. Gene Ontology annotation, cellular component: plasmodesma; plasma membrane. The record is from RefSeq and is a predicted model, not a curated record. Gene Ontology annotation, biological process: defense response to other organism. NCBI's taxonomy places the organism in Eukaryota, Viridiplantae, Streptophyta, Magnoliopsida, Malvales, Malvaceae.
UAUUUAAAAGAAAACGCUGAGGGACAAAGCAAACAAAUCAUUCUUUUGUACUAGGCUUCAAAGCACCGUGUUCUUGGCCUUUCAUUAUUUUCUUCUGAGCUGAAAACCCUUUUUGCAACACUUGACCAGAAAAACACCAAUUCUCAGUCACCGGAAAACAUGGCGGAUUCCGGUGGAGGAUGUUGUAGGUGUUGCUGUAGCUUCAUCUUCACUCUGGGUCUGACUGCACUUUUCAUGUGGCUGAGUCUACGUACUUCCAACCCUAAAUGUUCCAUAAAAUUUUUGUACUUACCAUCACUUAAUAAAACCUUAAACCUCUCAACAGACCCUACCUUAAACUUCACACUUAGGCUAGACAACCCUAACAAAGACAAAGGGAUUAAGUAUGAUCCUGUGAACGUGACGGUCUACGAUUUUUCAAACAGAAGUCAUGUCAUAGGCGGUGGUGUGAUUCAGGGGUUUUACCAGGGUCACAAAAAGAAGGCUACGAAGGAUUCUCAAGGGACUGCUAACACGACAGUGGCUUUACGGGCUGUUUCGGAAAACGGAACGGGGGUUUUCCGGGUGGAUAUGUCGACGGCGGUGAAGUUUAAGAUCAUUUUUUGGUAUACAAAGAAGCAUAAGAUUAGGGUAGGAGCAGAUGUGCUGGUCAACGCUAGUGGUGUUAAAGUUGACCGUAAACUGAUCAGGCUUAAGUCUAUGGCACCAAAGAUGGGAAGUUUUUGUGUGCUGGUGGGAGCUUUGGUGAACUUCUUGGUCUUCACUUUGCUUAGUUUUUGGUGAGUUUUUUUUUUUUUUUGUUUUAAUGCUUUUUAGCAUACUUUGGGAUGUUGGUAUUGUAGAAGAGAAGGAAAAGAAAUGGAAAAUGUUGAUGUUGGUAGCACCUAGCAACAUUGAGAACUGUGAUUCUUUAAUUUCCAGUGAACAUUUGGAUUAAUUGUUUGUUUGAUUCAAUUGCAUUGAAGAAUUUGUUUUUAGAAAGUAGAUGUUUUAUUGUAUGAAGAUUUGAAUUAAGUUCUUUUC